Molecule: messenger RNA, 3841 nt
Organism: Caenorhabditis auriculariae
Lineage: Eukaryota; Metazoa; Nematoda; Chromadorea; Rhabditida; Rhabditidae
Source: the annotation of a GenBank genome assembly
AUGACGUCACGGAGGCCGCCGCGCGACAAUGGCACUCGCCCGCGGCCACGCCUACAGUCGCCGUCGCCCUCUCGGCCGUCCGACCCUUCAGCGACUUCAGUCUCGAUGUCCCGUUCCGUCGUCGUCGGCAUGAAGUUCACCUCAUUUCUUGUUUUUGCUGUUUUGGCUCUGGCUGGAGUUCAAGCCGCCAGCGAGAUCUCUGUUCGCAUUGAGCGACAUUUUCCUUGCUCAGCGAGCUCAGGUUCGUCAUUUUUCUCAGCGGAAAACGGGUUCACUGCUUUUUUAUUUAUAUGAGUUAUAUAUAAUGGUCUCUUGAUAGAUUGCUUGAUCGACUAAAUCACUCCGAAGUUAGAAAACGCUGAAAGGCUUGUACGGACUCCUUAGUCUAUGAUCGAAUAAGAGCUAAAGAUGUUUUUGUGAUGAGUUUAUGCAUAAUUUUUCAAUAUGGUUCGAAAAAAUAUCAAAGUUGAAAAGACUCAUGUUUCUAAAAGCCUUACUGACGUACUUCCAGGUAUGCUGGAAAGAGUUGUUUCAUGACUUGCGAUAUUUUAAAUUACUUUUUUUCAAGAAAUUAUAAUCACUGAACGGCCUUUUUUUAUAUUUCCGUGAGAACACGCUUUUUUUCUCAAAUUUAACUAUCAAUCCUCCUUCUGUCAAAAAUAAUUUUUUUGCUAUAAACGACAUGCAAACAAAAAUUUUUUUCAAUCAGUAGAGAUUUAAAAAAAUGAUAUAUUUCUCAUUUCUUCUCACUAUUUUUUUCUCAGGCACAUCAAAAAAAGCUUACAAAAAGGUCAUUUUACUUUGCGGUUGGGAUUUUUCUGAAAAUCCGUCAGAACGCUCCUUGACGUACUAGAAAACGAUUCUGAAAAAUUCAAUUUCCACAAAUUCUUAUUUUUUGAGAAAGAAAACCUCAAAGUCAAAGAAAACCCUCAAACUCCGUUAAAAUAAGUUAAAUUGGGGCUUUGAGCCCUCAUUUUUCGAAAACUCAGGAGUUGUGCAGUCUGAAACUUUUAGGAUACUUUUCUGGUACAUUAAAGAGUGCGAUUUUCAAGUGAUUUCCAAAAGCAAAGUUAAAUGAGCUCCCCUGUUAGGGAAUUACUCUAUCACCACAAUUUGCCAAAGUUAAAACUUUUCCACUUUUUUUUGGAGUCGCGGAUAAAUUUUUCAAAUUUUUUCUAUUCUAGCUAUCGAUGUGAAGCUUUUGUUUAAUUUUUUUUUUGUAGCUUCGCCAAUCGAUACUUUCAAAAAAAUUCUUUCCUGACCCGAUAUCUAGAAAGGUCACAUCAAGCGGAACAGAUCGAUAAGUGAUAGCCGAUAUCAGGGCGAUUUCGGCCGUCCUUGGCCAGUCUCGAUCACCUAGAUGUGCGUGUCGCCGGGUUUCCUGUUUUGAAUUGUCUACGUUGUCUGAAACGAGCGCCGUCUCGCCGAACUUGGCACCGUUAUUGAUUUUGGAGAUGAUAUGGUUCUCUGAUAGAGAGAUCGUUUCUGCAAGCCGCGUGGAAAAAAAACAGAAUUUUUCGGAUGCGCGGUUUGGAGCAAAGAUAAUAGUAUGGAUAAGGGAACUUUUUGGGUGUUUUAUUAAGAUUCCGGCAAACAUUUCAGAACGGAUAUUAUUCCUUACAAAUAAAUUACAUAUCACCACGUGGAGCGUUAGAAAGUUCUAUCACCAGUCCUAGAUGGAAAAUUGGAAUAUCCUGUCUUUUUUUUAUUUCAGAGUAAUUCUUAACGUAGAGCUGGAAGAAACUUUGCUUAGCCUUCAGACUCCGUGGAAAAUCCGAAAUCGCAGUUUCUUUUUUCACUCAAAUGCGAAAGCCAAACAAAUAAUUAGAAAUCAGGAAGAGUUGCAGAUCAUGUGAGAGAUAAUUAUCGAAAAUCAUUAGAAAACAAAAAAAAAACGAUAAUGUCUUUAUUUGAAAUCAUCAAUACCGACUUUGAGGAGAACUUAAUCUUGACAGUGGCGAAAAAGUUUUGAUGAUUGUCCUACUUACAUAAUUCGUUCUAGGACCCAAAAAAGAGAACCUACUGAUAAAGUUCCCGUCUUACAAAACUGCUGGAGUCGAGUUCCACGAGGAGGUCAAUGAACAAGGCCACAAAUGUUUCCGAAUGGCCGGCGGCAAAGUCGAGGUAUCAUAAUCAAAUAAAAAAAUUAAGUUUAUUAUUGUUGAUUGUUCAAGGUAUACGGAGGAGGACUUGAUGGAUCGAAGAAAUAUUACGUCCACUUGGAAACUCGCAUCGGAAUCCAUGGAAAGCCAGAACGAUGUGUCAACGCCGACUCUAAUGGCUGUGGAGGAAUCGGAUCUUGGUGAGUCGUGAUCGGAACUAUUCAAAAACGCCAGUUCGAAUUUAUUGUUUCUUAAAAGAUUCAUGUCUUGAUCGAAUUGAAAUUUAGAGGGGAAACUGAGCUCUAGUAGUUCCUCGAAAAGAGUUCAAAUUCAGGUAUUUGUAGGACUUUCAAAGUCUGUCCCAGAUCAUUUAUGAGUUUCAUCUGAAGGCAAGAAGAAUGUUGACUGGGGUUCAAGACUUGUUUUGUUUAAAUUUGUAUUUGGCCCCUGUAGGGACCAAAAAGUAUGUAUUACUCAUACUUAAAGCGAUAAAACCCAAGCAAAAUACGAAAAAAAAUUGAUCUUGUCCGACAGACUGUGAAGAAUAAAAUUGUCGUUUCCAAUAUUUUCCUUUUUCAAGCUAAGGCUUUUGAACGACCUUUUAAAGGCUAGUUUCUUAAAGUUUCUUGAAAUAUCUCGAUCCUCUCUGAAAAAAUUUCGUCUAAAUUUUGUAUCUCCGAGGUUAUCAAAAUAUUUUUUAACUACUGAAGUCUGAGUUCAAAUAUUUUCUAGCCAGUUUCCACUAAUUUUUCGCGAUAACAAACGGUGGCUCCGAGUUUUUUCUAUGUUAACAGGCUAUUUCCAGCGUCCACUGCGAUAUCUGCCGCACUAUGGGCGGCUCUCUCAAGAAUUUUGUCCAAAUCUUCCAAGGUGACAAGCCAGCUCAAUGCUCUGUUCAGGUAACCUUCCUCACAUUUCAAGCUCCCAAUUUAAUAUCUCUUUUUAGGGUCUCCCAGCCGGAUUAUACACCGACCUUUCCUUGAGAGUUUGCCUGCCAACCAAAAACGAACUUCUGCCGUUCCUUGACCAGGUCGGUUAUUGAUUUUAUUUUUCUUGUGUUUGAAAGUACAUCAUUUUGAAGUGAAGAAAAUCUGACUCGUUACAAACCAAUAAAUGUUUGAUUCAGAACGCCAGUCGUGCUGAGCAGCUGUGGGACCUCUUUGUCAGCUCUCGAGCUCGCUCUGGUGUAAGUUCCAUUUUUUUUUUCUUUGAUAACUGAAAAAAACUUUUUUUAACCCAACUGGUACGCAAAGCUCAAACAACAAAAAAAUAAAUACUGAAAAAUUGAGAUUACUGUAAAUAUCUUUCCCCAUAAUUUAAAGACCAGGGAAGACUAUUUUUUAUCAAGUCUUCUCAUUAAAAUAAGUUCAAAAAAAAUCAGAACCGGUAAAUCUCCUAUUUAUCGUCAAAUUACAAUUUGGCCCUCUUCCUAAAUGUACAUUUGAUUGGAAUGUUUUCAAGGUACGUGAAAAAGUUCAUCUUAAAAGUUUUUCUCAAUUCAAGAGAAACCUUUUGGUUUUGAGCUGCUCUCCCAAGAUUUAAAUAAUUUUUCAGCGACUUUUAUGAAUUUUAUCGAGCAUUGUGAAUCUCAGGAGAUCCCACUCGUGAUCGCCGCCCGAAUCUUCGACCGGCCCAUCAACAACCUCGACGCCAAGCAGCUCAACACGAUUCUCCACGACUCCAAAGAAGGAAUGAUCGGAUGUCACUGGAUCUACGCCACCGUAUCUCAACAAAACUAA